Messenger RNA from Colletotrichum spaethianum, 1176 nucleotides. RefSeq lists its product as uncharacterized. The record is from RefSeq and is a predicted model, not a curated record. Lineage: Eukaryota; Fungi; Ascomycota; Sordariomycetes; Glomerellales; Glomerellaceae. The coding region runs from base 1 to 1176 and encodes 391 amino acids. The transcript has a single exon.
AUGAUCGGACUUCUUUGGCGAACAUGGAGGAUCAAGAUCACGGACUUGCGAGAUCAUCGAGCAGCAGAAAUCACCGGUGGUAUCCAGAGGCGGAACCUGAACCCGUUAUUCCAACCAACCGAGCGCCUGAUUCACGGCAUCGUGCAAUCAUUUGGAUGUACCGGCCACGUUAUUCUCGCCAGAAAGCUGAUUGUGUACAUCUCUCAGCGAUGGCAAAUUCCAAUACCACCAAGCUCCUGGUCUGCGCUCUUGGAGUGGACUUAUAUCCUUUCUUCUAAACCGGCCAGCACGGAGUGGAAGAUCAUGGGUGACCCCAACAGAAUUAUCCGUGCGGACGAGGUUCUCUCAUUGUGGGAGACCUUGAAGGGUGAGCCCUUCUCGGUCAACGUCGGCCUCCACGAAACGGACAUCUACGUCAAAUCGUUGAUUAGUGCUGGAAGGCUAGAUGAGGCCUGGGAGGCCAUAAAGCAGGGUUGUGCCGGGUACGACUCUUUGUGCGAAGAGGUUGAGGAAGCUCUGUUUGAAUCGCUCUACCCUUCAGCUCCACCAACGUCAAUUGCUCGCCAUCGGCAUCUCAAGACCAGGCAGCACAUGACGUGGUACACUGUCCAAGGCUGGUGUCAGCAGUGGCUUCGCCGGACCAGCAAAAGCCUGCGACAUCGACCACAUCUCUCCCCCCAAAUCAUCCCCCAGUUCGUUGGCGACUUCUACCGCUUCCUGCCUGAUCCGAUAACAUAUACAACAAAUGGAGGAACGGUCAGGAUUGCAAACAAGGAGACGAACCAAAAAGUGAAGUGGGUGAGCCGCAUCGUCACGAGCGCGCCAACACAACGCCUUGCCCCGGAUCCAAACCGCCCGAAGUACGCCAAGCCAGUUGGCGCACGUGAUCCGGAGGACCUGGUUCCCGUGCUGACCCAGUUGGGCGAUCCGGUAUACGAGAGUAUGCCAAUCACUAUUCGAAAAUCCAUAAAGAGGAUGGUCCGCCAACGGCGGCAGCUGAGGUUUGGACAAGACGAGAAGUUUCUCCGUUCUGGGAAGGCCAUGAUGCGGGACGACCCAGGGACGGAUGUAGCAGAUAUGUACAUACCCGACGUUGAUACAGAUAUCGCUGAAAUGGGACCGCAAGAUGCUCGCAGACUAGAUAAGAACGUUGUUCUGAGGGCCCUCGUUUGGUAA